This is a messenger RNA of Cryphonectria parasitica EP155, 1651 nucleotides long. Its product is annotated as cytochrome P450 monooxygenase GliC2. Gene Ontology annotation, molecular function: oxidoreductase activity, acting on paired donors, with incorporation or reduction of molecular oxygen; iron ion binding; monooxygenase activity. Bases 46 to 1638 code for a protein of 530 amino acids. Lineage: Eukaryota; Fungi; Ascomycota; Sordariomycetes; Diaporthales; Cryphonectriaceae. The transcript has 7 exons. The record is from RefSeq and is a predicted model, not a curated record.
AAGAUAUUCCUGGCUUACCCUCUAUUCUCGUUUGACCCGAGCAAAAUGCCUGCAACGCAUUUGGACUGGUUCAUGAAUUACCAGAGCAAGCUGCCUCUGCCCAAUUGGGCUUUGCUUGCAAUGUCUCUUGUUGUCCUAUAUUUGGGUGUCCGUAAAUACGGGCUACAAAUCAUAGAGGCAGUGAUCUCGUGGCUCCUUAGCACAUUCAAUACCGGGACCCUAUCGAAGGGAAAACAGAUUUCGGGUCCAAAAUGGCAGUAUCCCAACGGCACUGUCAUAGAGCGGUUCAUCAACGGACGAGCCAACUCGGAGAAGUGGCGAAAGUAUGGCCCAGUGUAUCGAGUAUGGAAUGGGACACACCCGGAGAUUGUCAUCACCACCCCAGAGGAUCUGAAGCACUUCAGUUCCGACGCCAAUGAUCACCCGAAGAACCACAAUAUGAACUUGGGCUGGUUUGUUGGAGAGCUCCUCGGCCAGGCCAUGGGCCUUCUCUACGGGCCAGACUGGAAGCGUCUCCGCAAGAUCUUCGACCCGGCCUUCACGCACAGCGCGGCUGUCUCUCGAAUUAACGUGGUAGACGAGGCCGCUCGUAAAUAUGUCGAAGAGUUACCUCUUCAGGCAAAAGAGGCCGAAAACAACCUGGGCCUGACACACAGUACGACUUGUGAUGCUUCGUCAUUCACUCUGCCGGUGCUUCGGACCUUCACCAAGUUUCCCUAUUUCCUCACUGCGCGUGCUAUCUACGGGCCUAUGACAGAGGAGGAGGAGAAUGACUUGUGGAGCAUUACGCAGAAGAGGGUGUCGCUGAAUCAGUAUUGGGUCGGCGGAGGCCCGUAUCGAUUCGAGACGACUACCAGGUUGUAUGAUGCCCCGGCUUUCCAGCGUCUGAGAGAGUUCAACAAAGAGUGGCGCGAGUACAAUGCCCACUUAGUUGAAGACAGAAGGUUGAAAGGGGAGAGUGUGCCGGUAGUAGCGUACUGGGAGGAAUUUGAGAAGGGAAAUAUGGCCAUGGUCGAGCUCCUUCAGACUUUGGACGAGCUCCUGAUGCUCAACCUCGAUGUCAUUACGCAUGUCCUCACCUGGUUCAUUACCCUUGUCGCCGAGCAUGAGCAAGUCAAGCAAGAGUUGCGCGAGGAAGUGGCCGCGAAUAAGGACAAUCUUCUGGAAUACCUCACCAAGACCGACUCACAUUUGCACCGGUGCUUCAUCGAAUCCAUGCGCGUCCGACCAUUUGCCAUCUUUACAAUUGGCGAAGCUUCAGCUGUUGUGAAGAACUUUCACGGCGUCCUUGUGAAGCCCAAUACCCAAAUUCUUGUGGACGUCCUUGCGAUCAACGUUCGCAACCCAUUUUGGGGCCCUAACAGCGAGUCUUUCGACCCAUCUAGGCUCAUGAGUAUCAAGCAGGCUGAUCUCCGAUACAACCUUCAUUCAUUUGGGAUUGGCAGCCGCAAGUGCAUGGGGCAGUAUGUUGCAGGGCAUAUUUUGAAAUCACUCGUGGUUCAUUUGUUUGACACCUACGAGGUUUCCCUUUUGGAGGGCAACCAGCCACGCACCGGUCACGAAACCAACAAAAAUAGCUGGACGCCCAAAGCUGAGGGGUCGUUGCUGUUGACUAAGCGAGACGGAUGCCUGCAUUGAUUCGUGGCGAGUU